This is a messenger RNA of Drosophila grimshawi, 874 nucleotides long. RefSeq lists its product as uncharacterized. The transcript is spliced from 5 exons. The coding region runs from base 55 to 627 and encodes 190 amino acids. NCBI's taxonomy places the organism in Eukaryota, Metazoa, Arthropoda, Insecta, Diptera, Drosophilidae. The record is from RefSeq and is a predicted model, not a curated record.
CAUUGUUACAAUUUGUGAACAUUGUAUUGAUUAGUGCGCCAAGUGAAAGCGAUAAUGCCGAAUACGAAAUCUGAACAAUUGCUAAAGCUGCUGCUGCUGCUGGCCAGUUGUCUGUUUAUGCUGCAACUUGCCACGGCUAAUGAUCAGCCGGAUCGGGUGGAGGAUGCUGCCAGUGUGGCACAUGUGCGCAGCAAGCGUGGCAUAAUUUGGGACUUCUUUCAGAAAAUUGUCAUAACCAAAAAUCUAAUUGUGGACCAAUACACAGACACUCGCAACACUUUGAGCGACAUUUACAACACGGUCAAUGAGCAAUUCAGCGAUCCGGCGCCAGCGAAGCCAACGAGUCAACCCAGGUCGACAACCGAAAGAGUGACCUUUAGUGGCGAGGACACUAGCACGGACCAGAUAACGACAACAACGGAGAGCUACAGCAUUUCUCGCUAUGAGCUGGGCCGAAUUCUGGGUCGAAACUUCAGGGGAAUACAGCGUCUGGCUCAGACCGAGUUUAAGGAGGCACUCAAUGCCACCAACUACAAUCUGAGGAGAUACAAGGCGGAAGCGGAUCAACAGUUUGCCAACAGUUUGGCCUUGGAAAAGAAGAACAAGCUGAAGAGUCUGAAGGGCUGAGAGAGGCAGUAAGGAAGGGAGUUCCUAGUAUUGUAGUCUCUGUGAUAGGCUCGACAAAUACAAGUAGUAUGCCAAACCAAACUUGGCAAAUUAAGUGAUUCUUACUUACGUACAUACAAACCUAAGUUAAUCGAACGUAUUUCUAUUGUAUGUUAAGUGCUCAUAACCUGGUUGUUUGUUGUUUUUGUUGUUGUUGCACAUAUUUAUUUUGUAAUAUCGAAUAAAGUACUUUUUGAAAAGGGAGUGU